This is a messenger RNA of Notechis scutatus (mainland tiger snake), 2995 nucleotides long. It is a transcript of the gene CPA6, whose product is annotated as carboxypeptidase A6. The record is from RefSeq and is a predicted model, not a curated record. NCBI's taxonomy places the organism in Eukaryota, Metazoa, Chordata, Lepidosauria, Squamata, Elapidae. Gene Ontology annotation, molecular function: zinc ion binding; metallocarboxypeptidase activity. Gene Ontology annotation, biological process: proteolysis.
AUGCCCGGACGAACUUACCUCUACGACAACCGUUACGCUGGGCAUAAGGUGAUACGGAUUAUACCAGAAAAUGACCAAAUGGCAGAGACAUUGAAGAUUCUUUCUCAACAACUUAAAGUGGACCUGUGGCAACCAAGAAGCCUGUCUCUCAUCUCCAAGGGUGCAGUUACAGAUGUACAUCUGUCAAGAAAUAGUUCACAGAUUCUUCAGUUCUCCUUAGAGCAAGCAAACAUCCAAUAUACAGUCCUCAUAUCUGAUUUGCAAAAAACUAUAGAAAAACAAAGUGAUUCAAAACCACCCAGGAAUCGUAGAUCAUUGCCAGAAUAUAGUUAUGAAAUAUAUCAUUCCCUGGAAGAAAUUCAAAGUUGGAUGUAUUAUUUGAACAAAACUCAUUCUGAUCUCAUUUACAUGUUCUCUAUUGGCAAGUCAUAUGAGGGAAGACCACUUUUUGUGCUAAAGCUAGGCAAAAGAACAAGGGUUCAUAAGAAAGCUGUGUGGAUUGACUGUGGCAUUCAUGCAAGAGAAUGGAUCAGUCCAGCUUUUUGCCAGUGGUUUGUGAAAGAAGCUCUUCAGACAUAUCAAAAUGAUUCAGCCAUGAGAAGAAUGCUAAAUCAAUUGUAUUUCUUUAUCAUGCCUAUUUUUAAUGUGGAUGGAUAUCAUUUUAGCUGGACACAGGAUCGAUUUUGGAGGAAAACAAGAUCAAAGAAUUCAAAGUUCCACUGCCAUGGAGUUGAUGCUAAUCGUAAUUGGAAAGUAAAAUGGUGUGAUGAAGGUGCUUCCCUUCAUCCCUGUGAUGAUACAUACUGUGGUCCAUUCCCUGAAUCUGAACCAGAAGUGAAGGCUGUUGCUCAUUUUCUUCGCAAACACCAGACUCAGAUGAAAGCCUAUUUGUCCUUUCAUGCGUAUGCCCAAAUGCUAUUGUAUCCAUACUCUUACAAGUAUGCAGCUAUUCCAAAUUUUAGUUGUGUGGAAUCUGCAGCUGUUAAUGCUGUAAAUGCCUUGCAGUCUGUUUAUGGAAUACGGUAUCGAUACGGUCCUGCUUCCAGAACUUUGUAUAUAAGUUCUGGGAGUUCAAUGGAUUGGGCCUAUAAAACUGGAAUCCAUUAUUCAUUUGCCUUUGAAUUGCGUGAUACAGGUCAUUUUGGAUUUUUAUUGCCUGAGAACCUAAUCAAGCCAACCUGUACAGAGACAAUGCUGGCUGUUAAAAAUAUAACCAUGCACCUUCUUAAAAAGUGUCAUUUAAGCAUUGCAGACAAGUUUUAAUUUUUUAAAUUGUUCUUAAGAAUACAGUGUGAAGUCACUCAAAUAUAGAAUGUAGCAUUUCCCACUAGUAGAACCCUUUGAAAAAAGAAAUGACAUUUUCUACAGAUAAGAGAUAUUCAAAUCUUUGAUGUUCUAGCCCAGGCAUGUCAAACUGGCAGCAUCAUGUGAUGUGUCACAACUUUUUUCCCCUUCACUAAACCAGGCAUGGGCGUUACUAGUGUGUGACACAUCCAGGCUGUGGGCCGCGAGUUUGACAGCCCUGUUCUAGGCCAUGUGAUAUCAGGAUGUAUGAAGGUAGAAAUCCUCGAGUGUAUCUAAAUGAUUAUUGAUGUAAUUAUAAAGGGUGGAAAUGAGAAAAAGUAAAAAGAAAAAUUUCAAGAGAGAAAGAAGCACCAAGGCUUUAUUCAAACACAUAUCUAGCAAGAAAAGGAAUAAAUUGUGUGAAAUUUUUGUUCAAAGGUGCUUUAUCUGCCUAAUUUAUACAAGUUAUGAAUCUUAGCUUGUCCCAAAGAAUCAGAAUUUGCUCAAAAUGUUGAUUUUUGAACACUGAAAGUUAGUCAAAGCUCUAAUAUGUAUAACCUAAGCUAAACCUUUUGCAAUAAAGCUAUUUUACUUCCAGUUGGGAUCAUAUGCUUAUUAACAUUGGAAUAAAAUACAUCAUGCAGCAAAAACAUUGGCAAGACCUGUGUAUUAACCUCAUGGGAGGAAUAUGCUGAGAAUAGAGGAUACAGUAUAUUCCUGUAUGAAUGUCACCAAAGAGCUACAUUCCAAAAUUAACCUUAAGAUUGGAAACAUCCUGAUGGAAUGUUUAUCUAUCUUACCUAUUGCAAUCGUUAUAUACUCUAUUUUUUCAUGUUCCAAUUGUAGAAGAAUAAUAGCAUUUAUUUUUACUAUUGAACUUUGAACUCCAGGAAACCUAUUUCAUUUACAUUAUAUUUUAGAACUCUCCUUCAUAGCUAGAGAUUGAAUAACCUUUAUUGCUAUCACCUUGGAAAUGUCAGUAUGAAGUCAUUUGAUUCAGUGUAGAAAAUGGAUAGUGUAAGAUGUAAUCAAAGGGUCAACUCACCCAAUAAGUAUUGCAUUUCCCCAGGCACAGUGAAAUGGAAGAUCUACUGCUAUAUGGAAAAUAAAUAACAGCCAAAGCAGAGAAGCUCAGGUAGGCUUCCAGGCAAUCUCAACCUCUGAAACUAGGACAGAAACAGCUAUUAUAUAAGUAUCUGCAUAAGAAUCAAUUGGCUUCUCAGAUCGCAUGAUAUUGUAUUGAAAAAAAUGUAAAGUUUUGGUCAUUUCAGCGUGGCACUGCAUAGCCGCAGAAAUUAUAACCUCUCUCCCUGCAAGAUACCAAAAGAUGAAGUAAGGCAUGCUUGUCAGUCUGGCUGGUUUUCAAUCAUGUAUCACUUUCUAAAUAUAGUGUUUCUAUAUCAUAUCAGUACUGACUAUCUUAUAAUAAAUAUGUACAAUAAUGGGUGGCUAUAUAAAUUGAAUAAAUGUCUCCUAUAAUCCCAAAGGUGCUUUUCCAAAAGGCAACUGGAUUUUCUUGGUUGAUUCCUUGAAAAUGUUUUGCUUCUUGUAUGAGACUGCAGUCCCAAGAAGUUUCCACACCCAUCUGCACUCUGACUCAGGUGACUGAGGAUACAGAUCAAUCCCCAAGAACUCUCAAAGAGCUAAUGACAAACUUCAGAGUGCUAAUGACCAGAAAUAUAAAUCUUUCCAGUUCCUACCAUUCACUUAG